CCGGAGCAAGGCGGCCCGCGCGGGGCGGGGCGGGAGCCCGGCCAGCCCUGCCCUGCCCUGCCCUGCCCUGCCCUGCCCGGCCGCGCCGGUCCGCGCCGCCUCCCCUCCGCGAAGGUGUUGGCGGCGGCGGUGCCGAGGGGCAUGAGGGGCAGCGGGGCGCCGCGCCGCGGCGGCGGCGGCCAGCACACGGCAUAGGCGGGGACGGCGGCGAGCGGCGGGCCGGGGUAACGAGCGGCUCGGCGGGGCGAGCGCGGCUCCCUGCAUGUGGCAAGUGAGGCGAGCCAGGGAGCCCGGCGGCACCGGCGAGCACCCGGCGGCGCGGUCCUGAGCCCCCACCCGGGCAGUGGCGACCGCCCCGCCGCCAUGGAUUGCAGCCUCCUCCGGACCCUCGUGAGCCGAUACUGUGCUGGAGAAGAGAAUUGGGUGGACAGUCGGACAAUUUAUGUCGGGCAUCGUGAACCACCUCCAGGCGCUGAAGCAUACAUUCCACAGAGGUUUCCAGAUAACCGAAUAGUCUCAUCAAAGUAUACAUUUUGGAACUUUGUACCAAAAAAUUUGUUUGAGCAAUUCAGAAGAAUAGCUAAUUUCUAUUUUCUCAUCAUUUUCCUUGUUCAGUUAAUUAUUGAUACACCAACUAGUCCAGUUACAAGUGGACUUCCACUUUUAUUUGUCAUCACUGUAACAGCUAUCAAGCAGGGUUAUGAAGAUUGGCUUCGACAUAAAGCUGACAAUGCAAUAAACCAAUGCCCUGUUCAUUUCAUUCAACAUGGUAAACUGGUUAGAAAGCAAAGCCGAAAAUUAAGAGUUGGAGAUAUUGUAAUGGUAAAAGAAGAUGAAACAUUCCCAUGUGACUUAAUAUUUCUAUCAAGUAGUAGAGGAGAUGGAACAUGUUUUGUUACAACAGCUAGUUUGGAUGGUGAAUCCAGUCAUAAAACUUACUAUGCUGUUCAAGAUACAAAAGCAUUUCACAAUGAACAAGAAAUUGAUGCACUACAUGCUACCAUUGAAUGUGAACAACCUCAGCCUGACCUUUAUAAAUUUGUUGGUCGGAUAAAUGUUUACCAUGAUAGGAAUGAGCCUAUUGCAAGGCCAUUAGGAUCUGAAAACCUGCUUCUUAGAGGAGCUACUUUAAAGAACACAGAAAAAAUCUUUGGUGUUGCUAUCUACACUGGCAUGGAAACAAAGAUGGCAUUAAAUUACCAGGCAAAAUCACAGAAGAGAUCUGCUGUAGAGAAAUCAAUGAAUGCAUUCCUUAUUGUAUACCUCUGCAUUCUCAUCAGUAAAGCACUAAUAAAUACUGUCCUGAAGUAUGUCUGGCAGAGUGAACCAUUUCGUGAUGAGCCGUGGUAUAAUCAGAAAACAGAGCCAGAAAGGAAAAGAAAUCUGUUUCUUCAAGCUUUUACAGACUUCCUUGCAUUCAUGGUUCUUUUCAACUACAUUAUUCCUGUAUCCAUGUAUGUCACUGUGGAAAUGCAGAAAUUUCUUGGUUCUUAUUUCCUUACAUGGGAUGAGGAAAUGUUUGAUGAGGACACAGGUGAAGGACCACUGGUGAAUACUUCUGACCUCAAUGAAGAGUUGGGACAGAUUGAGUAUGUCUUCACAGAUAAAACAGGAACAUUAACUGAGAACAACAUGGAAUUUGUAGAAUGUUGCAUUGAAGGGCACAUUUAUGUACCCCAUGUUAUCUGCAAUGGCCAAAUUCUCCAUGAGUGUACAGGCAUUGAUAUGAUUGAUUCUUCUCCAGAAAGCACUGGGAAGGAGAGAGAGGAACUAUUUUUCCGAGCACUUUGUCUUUGCCACACUGUUCAAGUGAAAGAUGAUGACAGUGUAGAUGGAUUGAAGAAAAACCAGUUCUCAAAAAGAUCUUGUAUGUAUAUUUCGUCGUCACCUGAUGAAGUUGCUUUAGUUGAGGGAAUACAGAGACUUGGUUACACCUUCCUAAGGAUGAAGAACAAUUUUAUGGAGAUCUUAAAUCGGGAAAAUGAGAUAGAGAAGUUUGAAUUAUUAGAGGUUUUGAGUUUUGAUUCAGUGCGACGGCGAAUGAGUGUAAUUGUUAAAUCUUCAACAGGUGAUAUAUAUCUGUUUUGUAAGGGAGCAGAUUCUUCCAUAUUUCCUAGAGUUACAGAAGGCAAAAUUGACCAAAUACGAUCCAGAGUUGAACGCAAUGCAGUGGAGGGACUGCGAACGUUGUGCGUUGCAUAUAAAAAGCUCACAGCAAAAGAAUAUAGCAAUGUGCAUAGGCUGCUUCAGAGUGCAAAGUUGUCCCUUCAGGAUCGGGAUAAGAAAUUGGCAGGAGCAUAUGAGAAGAUAGAAAGAGAUUUUAUUUUACUUGGUGCUACAGCUGUUGAAGAUCGACUACAAGAAAAAGCUGCUGACACUAUUGAAGCACUCCAGAAAGCUGGAAUUAAAGUUUGGGUUCUGACAGGAGACAAAAUGGAGACUGCUGCAGCUACUUGCUAUGCUUGCAAACUCUUCCGGAGAAAUACACAAAUACUUGAGCUAACCACAAAGAAAAUUGAGGAACAGAGUUUACAUGAUGUGCUUUUUGACCUAAGCAAAACUGUCCUAAGACACCAUGGCACCUUAACCAGAGAUACCUGCUCAGGACUUUCAACUGAUAUGCAAGAUUACAGUUUAAUUAUCGAUGGAGCAGCAUUAUCGUUAAUAAUGAAACCAAGGCAAGAUGGGAGCUCUAGUAACUACAGAGAGCGCUUUCUUGAAAUAUGCAGGAACUGCAGUGCAGUGUUAUGCUGUCGAAUGGCACCUCUGCAAAAAGCACAGAUUGUAAAAUUGAUCAAGUUAUCAAAGGAGCAUCCUAUCACAUUAGCAAUUGGUGAUGGAGCAAAUGAUGUCAGUAUGAUUCUAGAAGCACAUGUUGGUAUAGGAAUCAUUGGCAAAGAAGGUCGUCAAGCAGCGAGAAACAGUGACUAUGCAAUACCUAAAUUUAAACAUUUGAAAAAAAUGUUGCUUGUUCAUGGGCAUUUUUAUUAUGUUAGGAUAUCUGAACUUGUGCAAUACUUCUUUUAUAAGAAUGUCUGCUUCAUUUUUCCUCAGUUUUUAUAUCAGUUCUUCUGUGGGUUUUCACAGCAGACUUUAUACGAUACUGCGUAUCUAACACUGUACAAUAUCAGCUUCACUUCCCUUCCUAUCCUCUUCUACGGUCUAAUGGAACAACAUGUCAGUGCAGACACACUCAAGAGAGAGCCUUUCUUAUACAGAGAUGUUGCCAAGAAUGCUUUGCUGCGCUGGCGUGCGUUUAUUUAUUGGACAUUCCUAGGAGUGUUUGAUGCUGUUGUAUUUUUCUUUGGUGCCUAUUUCUUGUUUGAAAACACAAUUGUGACCAGCAAUGGACAGCUAAUGACAACCAGCACUCACAUGAUGUUUGGAAACUGGACCUUUGGAACACUGGUGUUUACUGUGCUUGUAUUCACAGUUACAUUGAAGCUUGCACUAGAUACACACUAUUGGACGUGGAUAAAUCACUUCAUGAUCUGGGGAUCACUGGUCUUCUACAUGAUCUUUUCUCUGCUCUGGGGAGGAAUCAUUUGGCCUUUUUUCAAUUAUCAGAGGAUGUAUUAUGUGUUCAUGCAAAUGCUGUCUAGUGGCCCGGCUUGGCUGUGUAUAAUUCUGCUCAUAACUGUCAGCCUUCUUCCAGAUGUUCUCAAGAAGGUCUUGUGCAGAGAGAUGUGGCCUACAGCAGCAGAAAGAAUCCAGAAUGCAUCGAGGCACUGUCAGGAGCACAUCUCAGAAUUCACACCUCUUGCCUGUCUGAAGAGCCCAAGAUACAGGAGCAGUGACUGCAGCAAUUCCCCAGCAAGAAGGUCUAAUUCUCAUUCUAAAAAAAUGAUGUUUACGCACUGGAGAGGCAUUGAUUAUUCAGUACUUCCAUCUGUCUUUGGCUAUUCAAAUAAGCAUUGCCGUUCCAGUGCAGGCUACCGCUACAGUGGGUCAGGUUUGGAAACGUCUGUAUGACAAAACACCAAGUCAAGCCUUUAAAAACUGUAUUUUUGUUUAGUUCUUUUUUUAGGAAACAAAGAUGUCACAGAAAUAUAUUGAACUAUUUGUGGCUUUUGCUGUCUGAGGUAAUGUUCAGACAAACAGGAUCAACAGUUAGAAGUACAAACCCUUCCAGGCCAAUAGGCCUCUUUUUGUGUUUUGAACUACUGGAGCAAUGAACAAUCUGCACAGUCUGGUACUGUGAGACUGGUAGCAUUAAAAAUUCUCUUCAUCCUGUGUCAAGAUUUUUGUGCAUUUACUGCUUCUGUCAUCUUUAGUAAUUUUCUUUGUUACUUGAAGUGUAUAGUUUCAGUCAGUGACUUACAUUUUGAGAUCAACAGUUUUAAUUUUCAGCCAGAAGCAAUGACCUCAGUUAUCUCCAAUGAAAGUCUCCUAAAGCAUAUUUAACAAGUGCUGUUUCUGAUUUUCCUGUCCUUUUUCUUUCUUUGUUCUUUCUGUAGAACAAACUGGUGUUUCCUCUGUGCAAAUCUGCUUUCAAGAAACACUCUCUAAUGUUCACUUCCUUGUAAGUGGCCAAAUCAGGGCUGUGUCUGGUUUUCAGUUAGUUUUCCCUUGUAGAAGGAUAGGCAAAACCUUGUGUAGAGUAUGUACACACUAUAUGAAGUUAAGUUGGCUGUUAGAUAGGUAAAUAUAAUCUAUGUUGGUAUCUACUCAAAAAUUGAAUGUAAGCAUUUUGCCUAAAAGGCCUUUGUGAAUUUGUCAAAGAUGCAGAUUACCUGUGAUUGUAAAAUAUGCAUAGCAGAAAGUACUAUAUAGGAAACCUUUUUUGACACAUUUUGUCUCUUAAAAGAAGAAAGGCUGUUUUUCCAAAUAAGUGUCUUUUACUAUCUGGAUUCACCCCCUUAAUUUUGAUUUUUUUUUUUAUGUGUGUCUUGUUAAAUCCUGGCUAAUGGGCUUAGCAGACAUAUUACAAAGCACACAACUGUUACCUUUUGCAAGCAAACCACCAGGUGGCACACGCCUGUUUACUAAUAGUAGUGAUAUGGGAACUAGUUUCACGGUAAGGGUUCUGUUUGAAUUACUUUAAGAAUGACAGCCAACUUGCACUUCUGUUUCUCUGCUGUAUUUCUGUUACCUUGCACUAAUUCAACUAUUAGCUGUGUCCUUGUCUUGUUUCUUUAGUCCAGUGUUUUAUUUUGGGGUGCAAAAAUACCUGAAAGACUAAUCUGAUUUCGGACAGUUUCAGCCUGGUGGUUAGAACUGGUUAAAAACUGUAGUCAUUAAAUACAUCUGGGAGGACAUUAGCUAAAAGUUUAUUUCAAUGUGAAAACAAAAUAUUUGGAAUCAGAGCUGCAGCCUUUAUUGGAAGACCUGGCCAAGACAUUGUUAGUUGUCUUUUGAACAGACUAGGGUGGUAGAAAAAACUAUUUCCCUACUUAUGUUUAAAAAAAACAAAAAGGGGAAAAAAAAAAAGAAAAAAAGGCAAAAUAGUUUACUUACUAGUUUUAAAAAAAUCAACUUACUAGAAAAUGUUCCUCACAAUAUUCUGAGUGGUAGUGAAAUAAAUGCCCUGGGACAAGCAGAGAUUGUAAAGUGAGUUGUGAAAUUUUCAGUAUACCAAAGAUAGAGGAUUUUUAAAAGCCUACUGGUGAGCACCACAGAUGAAGGUAUUUUUACUAUUUAACAUGUAGCACUUUUAAGUUUCAAAGAACGUCCUCAUCAAAGUAACAUUUUGAAAUACGUACAUAUGUGUGUGGUUGUGGGUGUGUGUACAUUUACUUGCCAUUGCAGACUUGAAUGUUGGUCAGUUAGAACCGUCCCCUACAUAAAACACUGGUGUAUAUAUUUUUAAAAAGUUAUUAUGGGUAUAAAUUUUAUACCAGUAGCAGUGACAAAUUUCUUGUGUGUAGUUAACAAAUUAUUUGUAAUGUAUUUUUUAGAAAACUUAAAAUUGCCUUUGCACUGAAAUAUUUUUCAUACUGUAGCUAUUUAUAAAUCUGUUUUACGCAUACAUUUGUUAACACACCAUUUCUAUUUUUUUUAAGUACAUGUUUUGAAGGCUUUUUUUAUACCUAUGAGUUUUGGCCACUUCAAUUCAGCUUAGAGUGGAGCUGUGGCUGAAUGUUAAAAUUCUAAUGAAUGUCAAAUUAGAAAUACAAGUCUAUUGCUCUGUCAGCCUCACCCGAACUACUGUCUUUUUGUUGGUAUUUGUGAUAGUGGCGAUUAGAGCGCUGUACUUUCGGUGCUAUACUAUUACUGCUAGCUUUUUUACUCUGUAAAGCCUCCUGCUUUUUUACUUUUCUGAGUUCCAUCUUUUAGCCUUAAAUAAGGAGAUUUUUGCUUGAUGUUUUUGAAAAUGCUGCAUUCCUGUUCUGCCUACUAAUAAAACAGUUCGUUGCAAACUUCAUGUAGCCCUGCACCUAGAAGUUACUGACAGUGUUGUUCAGGCUGAAACACCUAUGCAUGGAAAAUUUUAGUUAAACAUGUCAUUUUUUGGAGGAGAAAGAAUACUUGAAUUUAAGUGUAAGUGUAAGUUUUUGCUUUGAUUUAGCAAUACUUUUACCUUUAAAAGUUGGUAGAUUGUUUGCUAAAAUAGACCGUUUAAUGGAUAAAACCAUAAACCAUCAACUGGGUUUCACUUGAUGUGCAUUUGCUUCAGUCCCUGUUACUGUUGCCAUGCAGACCUAGUCCACUGCAGCAGGUGUUAACUUGGAGUUUCAUUGUAAAUGGAUCAGACGAUGCAAAGAUGAAAAACUAGUAGUUAGAUCAAAGUGCAUUAGAAUGUUUUAUUAUGAAUGAGACACUGAAAAGAGACAGAUUUUUAAGUUUAAAAGAAAAAAAUUUAAAAAAUAAAGGGGGAAAGUAUAAAAAUCUAUGUAACUUCCUAACUUGUCUUGUUUAAAUUGUUGCAGCUUUAACAGCCUAGUGUCUCCAUAUCUGCUUCCAUAAAUGUCUUGAACCUGGUAAGCACUAACCAAAUGUAUGUGAAGACUUAGAAAGUACUUCAGGCUUUUCAGCCACUGAAGUUCAUAUAUCCCUGCAGUGGCUUGUGGCAAAAAAAUCAUUUUUGUUUUACCAUGUACAAUAAUUGUUUGUCCAGCCACUUAAUGUAAAAGCUUACAGUUUACUUGCUUGCAUUAGCCUGUUUGUCUUGAACCCACCUGGCUUACAAAUAUAAAAGGAAAAAAAAUAGCUUAAUUCAACAAAUGCACUACUUUUCAUUUGGAAGCCAGUGGGAUCAUUGUGCUCAUGCUACUGUCUCUGUUAAAAAAAGCUUUAAUGGAAAUUUGUGAGAGUAUUAUGGAAGCGAAAAUGUACAUGAUUCUACUUUGGAUAAUAAUCUUAAAGUCAUUUUAUAGAGCUUUAAUUUUUUACCUUAUGAAAAUUCACAGAAUUUUAAUCUGCAUUGUCUCUGACAUAAAUUCUGUGCUAUGUA
Molecule: messenger RNA, 7393 nt
Organism: Apus apus (common swift)
Lineage: Eukaryota; Metazoa; Chordata; Aves; Apodiformes; Apodidae
Gene: ATP11A
Product: ATPase phospholipid transporting 11A
Exons: 30
Coding region: 364-3972 (1202 amino acids)
Biological process (GO): phospholipid translocation
Cellular component (GO): plasma membrane; recycling endosome; trans-Golgi network
Molecular function (GO): magnesium ion binding; ATP binding; ATPase-coupled intramembrane lipid carrier activity
Source: RefSeq, a predicted model, not a curated record